CCCUGGGCUAUUUGCUUGGCAGCAUCAGAUACACUGUAUCCAACAGUAUCCCAGCAUCUCGCAGUGCGCAUGAGCGACAGCCAAGCUCUCUGCAUCAAGCUGCCUGGAGUGUAGUAUUGCAGCUCUCUGUCUCUAUGCCUGCUGCCGGUGAGUACUAGUUACUUUCUAUCAGUGGAGGGUUUGUGUAUUCUCCUUGCCUUGGGACUGAUGCUGGGCUGCUGCAUGGCCCCUUCACAGAGCACUGCAGUCCUCCAGCUUUCUCUCUUUCACUGCAAGGACACUGUGGGGCCCUCCUAGGGGUUUCCAUAUAACGUGUUGCCAUUGUAAAAUAAAAAGAGUGACCAUAUCUCACACAGGGUGAAAUGGUUUCCUUUGUAAACAAUGCUAAGGCUGUUGAUAGAAUUACUGAUAAUGGCUAGGCAGUCUUUAGCCAAGACUGUUAGUGUGUAUUAGGCUUUUUAGCAUGUAGCUGGAGCACAUGCUUGUUAUACUGGUUCUGUGAUCCCAGGGGCCCAGUAUGAGAAACGGGCAAACAUUGGAAAGUACCCCUCUCCCCCACCGCCCAUUCCUUCUCUUUAUCUUAGUGGAGCUGUAGGCAGCGGUGCUGAGCUCACCAGAUGAGGAAUACAUGGGGAGGAGCGUGUGCUGGCCAAAGCCUGUGUACUGCAAGCCCCCUAAACAGUCUGCUGUUUGUCACCAGGGUGAGAUGUGAGAAGGGGGAGCCUGGGAGAAGAAUGACUGCUGUUUGCAAGCAGACAAAAGAACCUGGAGUGGCCUGUGUGAAUAACAGUUACUUAAGCAAAUCUGCGCUAGAGCACAACUCCCAGCAUGCUAGCCAGCUUGUAGCUGAGAAGUUAGAGAGGGGUCCUUUGAGAUCAUGUUUGCAUGGACUGAUGUUUGCAAUAGAGGGGGAAAGUCUAGCGCAUAUUGUGUAAUACUAUGGGGAUGCUUUGUUCCUGCACAAUAUCUCCUGUCCAGUACAACUCCCAACACUCUAAUCAGAAUGUAGAGGGUAGCUAGAUACAGCUGCUAAGUUGGAAUGGGAACUUGUAAAAAGUAAAUAAAACAGCUGCAUGAAAUUUGGAACAGGCAAGAAAUAUGGCAUCGGGUUACAACUCCCAUUAUGCAUAGCCAUGCCAGUUUGGGAAUGGGAAAUUACAUGUUGCAUGAACAAUUGAGUUUUCUAAAAAUGGAUUUAGAUUUGUCUAGAUUUCAAGCACAUUCUAGAGAAAAAAAUGCUAUCUUCACUGAGGGAAACACCAUAUAUUAUUAGCAGGGCUGGAUUAACAUAAGGGCUGAUGGACAGCGCUAGGGAAUUAGCUGUCGCUAUAUAAAAAAAUAAAAUAAUUUAUUUAUAAAAUAUUUUACCAGGAAAGAUACAUUAAAAUAAAAAUAAUAAUAAUGGGCAUAAAUAUUGCAUACCCUUAUAAAUGUAUUUAUUUUACUACUCUUCACUUGCUCUUGCUUAAGAUGGAUGUAGGGGAACAAAACUUGUGUGGACUGGCUGACAAUGAAAUUAGUUAAGGUAAAGCUGACUAUGCGCACUGUGUGAAUGCUCUUGCUGCUUCAGUCUCUCUAACACUGUGGCAUGUUCCCUUUCUUCUACACUCACUACAUACACCUUUUCUCUGUCCCAGACUGAAUAACAGGAGCUUCUGCCUGCUAGUAAGAAGUUUAGGAGAGGAUUGGACCAGCGAGUGCUAGGGUACAGUCCUUAGAAUGCGUAGAGCUAGCGCAUCAUUAGAAGCAUUUAUGUCAACUCAGGAUGCUGUCUGCACAGUAUGCACUUGGUUGGUCAUCCUGCAUGAUUGGCAGAUGGCCAGACAUGCAUUAACGCCAGCCUGACCAUCUAAUUCUUCGUGCAGACACACCCCCUGUUUAGGCAUGUUUGUCCCUUUUGGCGAUUCUAGUUACGUGAUUCACAUCAAUAGCCCACCCUUUUACCACGCCUACGGAAAUACUGCUUCACCGGACACUAAGGCUAGGGGGUAUGGAUUUACUUGAAAGAUGAAAGGGAGAGAUUAGCACAUAGGGUAUGUGUUUUCUGAUAGUUAUAUCAUUUGAGUUUCCAUCCAGCACCACCUCCACCAGAUAGAUGACGCUUGGGAGGUAUAACCGUUUUAGUAUUUUCUGUCGAUAAGAUUCUGUAAUUAGACCCAUCACAAUUGUCAACACCAGGCUCAAUGGGCUCUUAAUCCUGCUUUGAUUUUUAGAUGUCUGGAUACAAUUAGUCAAGUACAAACAAGCAACCUGCGGCUGCGUUCUGUCAGAAAAUCUAUGUUCAACAUAGGGAAAAAACUCUGAUGUGUGAAGAAUUGUGAAGAGUUGACAAUGGAAUAGCUAACUAAACCAAAAUAAUCAAACUAGGAGAAUUCACCAGCCCAGUUACUUUUUCACUAUGCUGUUUUGUUGUGGCCUAGAAUUCUAAGUUCUUUUGUCAAUGUUUUACAGUUUCAAAUUUAGUUAGUAGGCCUCUUUCUUUUGGAUCAGAAAUACCAGUCAAAGCUCCUUGGAAUUAAAACUCAUACAGGGUUAUUCACUAAAGGGAAAAUUCAAAGUGAAUUUUAAAUGUUAGGCUAAAGUAGCAUUUUUUCCCGUUCAGUUAUUUUGGCUUUGGAAUUUGAACUUCACGAUGUAUACUUCCUUUAGUGAAUAAAACUGGAUGAGUUUUAAUUCCAAAGAGCUUUGACUGAUGUUUCUGAUCCAAGACAUAGAGGUCUGAUAAAAUGUUCAUGAAAUACUCACAUAUUCCAAUACAGACAUAAAAUAUAGUAAAGACAAAUUAGGGACUACUUUGUCUGAUGCAUUUUUCCUGUACUGGACAAAACUUGGUAAAAGGCAGAGCUACCACUAUCAAGUUUCUUUUUUUCAUUACCUCCAGCCAUCACCAGUGGCGACUGUGAGGAAAAGGGCUUUGUGUAUGGAGGUUCCCACGGGGUCGUGGGAUCCUCCAUAGAAAUCAGUGAUUUUCGUAGGUUAUUAUUAUAUCAUAUUAUCUACAUUUAGAUGCUGUUGGCCCUUUAAGAAUGAUAUAUUUAAAAAGAUGGAUAACAUUAACAACCAGGGCAAAAACUAUGCGCCUAGUCAUGCGUCUCCUUGCUUUUGUUUGGGAUUUGCUUUAACAAAGGCAAACAGAUCAAGUCUUUGCAGACAAUUUGUGUCUUAAUAUAUAAAAAACACGUAGUUGUUAUGCUCUCCAGUCAGACUGUAACGGAUGGAUUUGUGACUGUAACAAUGUAAAGAUAUGUAAAUGAACGUGACAUCGCUAGCAGAACAUGACUGCAUCUUUUAUUUUUAAAUCUGACAGGUGUUUCCUCAAAUGAGGUGUAAUUACAUAUACAUUGUUUGUAAGCUCAGUGUUCUAUCUCCUGUUGUCUUGGUUUCCUACUUACCCUCAUCAGUUAAAUGACAGAGGGGUAAGUAAUGCGUGACAGUGCCUUUCACAUCUUGAGUAAAACUUGAUCGCAAUAACAUACAACAUCGGAAAUAAUAAUUUCUUCACAGUGCACGGCAUUGUCUGGAUGACAUACAAGAGAAUGGGAUAGAAGCCUUGUCUGCGUGACAUACAAGAGAAUGGGGACAGAGGGGGCAAUUAACUGGGUAUCCCAAAGCAACACCUUUUGUCAACAAAGUUGUCCCUGUUUUGUCUUUAAUUUAGUUUUGUCUGGAAUUUCAAUGCAGUCAACAUGAGUAAAUCAUAAAGAUUAUUUACUAAAGAGGGUUUGCUAAAGAGAGAAUUUUAAUAAAAUUUCAAAUUUAGGGUCAAAGUAGCCAAAUUCUCUAAUACAGCUAUGGUUUUCACUCAGCUACUCUGGGCCUUAAGUCAGUGUUCGGCAAAUCCCAGGCGCCAGAGAUUUGUGAGCCUGUUCAGCCUCUGAGGUGACCGGCUGCCUGAGAAUGUAGGCGGGCAGUCGGCUCACGCAGGGCUGAGGCGGGCAGGCAGCUUGAGAGCUGAGGGAGGGAGGCGGGCAGCUUUAUAACAGAAUGUGCGCUUUGGUGAGGGAGCUGCUCUCUCUUGCGCACCCAGAAUAUGAUGUCAUUCCGGCCCCGAAUCACUAAACAGCAUUCUAGGGAGCAGACCAGGAAGAUGACAGCAGCCACACUGGACCACAGAGAAAGCGGAUCCACUCCAGUUCAGCCAAUCCAAUGCAUCCUCAUAGAAAAACAUUAGGAGACUAUUACACACGUGCGGCAAAAUGCCAUGCUGCGCAAUGAACUUCUCCUCAUAGAGAUGCUUUGAAUCAAUGCAUCUCUAUGGAGAGCAUUAACCUAGGUGCUGUACACUGUACAGCACUGACCCAGGAAGCACUUCUAAAGGCAGUCUGAGAGACUGUCACUAGAGGUGUUACAGACCGCAAUGUAAAUCCUGCCUUUAGUCUGACAAGUCAGUGUUUACAUUGAAAAUCGUGCAGAGAAAGUAUAUACACUUCAGAACAACUACAUUAAGCUUUUGUGGUUCUGGUGACUAUAGUGUCCCUUUAAGAAUUUUAUUUUUGAUGUUGAAAAAUCUGGCUCCUAACUUUUUUAGCUGGCUCCUAGAUUUUAAGCAAAUUUGUCAAGCCCUGCCUUAAAGAUGAUAUUCCAUUUGAAUUCACAUUGAAUUCUCAAUUUAGUGAAUAACCUUGUGAAUAUGCAUCUGUCAUAUGUGAGUGAAUAGAGGUACUAGCAGUUUUGUAAGUGAUUUUAUUAUUUAGACUCUGACAACAGUAUAUGUAUGUCUGUGUGUCUGUCUGUCUAUCUAUCUAUCUCCAUUAUUAGCAAUUAUAUAGUGCCAACAUAUUCCGCAGCACUUUACAAUAUUAUAAAGGGGGACAUUUAACAAUAAAUGAGACUGUUACAAAAUGUUACAGUGACAAUACAUUGCGAGAUUGCAUGUAUUAUCUUUAGAUGAAUGUAUUCCUGAUUAAUUAUUCUACUGUUAUAUGAAGAGUGCUACUUGCAAGUUUUGAUCCAAGGGUUUCAACAACAAAAAAAUAGCAUAAUACUAACAUGAAACAAAGUAAUGUAGCAAAUAAAUGUAGGGUAAAAGCACAAUUUUAUAGUUUGCUGUUUAUAAAUAAAAUUUUAAUUAAAGCAGUAGUGCAUUUCAGUACUAGCCAACUAUCAGUUUGAAAUAUGAAUCCCAGUGCAGAACGUAUGCUGUAGAUCAUUUUUUUCAAGGUAUAGGUGGCACCCAGCUCUUUCUCCCACCUUAUCAUCUAAGAUAAUUCUGAGUCCACGUACCUUGCCGUAAAAGAUCUGUAACAAAGUAAUAGAGUUUUGGUCCCCCUAUUAGCUUGUAAACACAUACGUGUAAUACGUUGUGGGAGGGAAUUCUCAUCUUUAUGUCCUGGGACAGUAGGAUAUGUUUCACUCUUAUAUAUUAAAAUAGUUCCCUCUGCAGUAGUUGAAAUUCUCAGACUAGAGUAGGGAAUAGCUUUAUCCCCGCAACAUCUAAUACGUGUGGUAUUGGAUGCAUGCCACCUACUCAAGGUGAGGUCUAGUGGUAAGAAGCCUGAUGUAUUUAUUUGAGACAUUAUCAAUGGAUUGAGUUGAUCCGAUAGGCCAUGGGCAUAUUUGUAGAUAUCUGUAUUCUUAUUGAGAUUCAAAUCAGCAGUAAAAAAACCAAAACAUUGUUACAUUUUAAAAAACAGCAAUGUGACAUAUUCACUUGCAGUAAUCACAGUUUGCCAAUUUUAGCCUAAAUUGUACAAUUCAUUUGCCAAUUCUUCAAUUCAAUACAAUUCAUUGUUCAGUGAUCAAAUUCCUCUGUCUUCUGUAGCUUUAUCGAAUCCAUAAUUCAGAUUUGACCGAAGAACGAACGUGUACUUAAAUAAAAAUGUUAAACCUCAUAUGGAGAUCACCAAAUUACUAUCAUAUUGCACGCAUAUGGAAAUAAUGUUGUGGUCUGUCAAUGCAAAAAUAAAACUAUUUGGUUUAACUUAAAAGCUUUACAGAUGGCAGAAGCUGAGCACUGCAAAUCAUUCUGUCAACACAAACUAAACUGCCAAGCGAGAUCUGGAAAGGAAAUGGCAAACAUGCCUUCUCCCCCUACAGUCCAGUGAUGGCUAACCUUUGAUACGAGAGUUGUUAUGAAUUACAUUCCCCAUGAUGCUCAUGCAUCCAUUCGGCCCAAAACAAGCAGAAUGUCAAAGACUUGCUUAAGGCAAAUCCAGAAAGACCUCUAGCAGUAAUAUUGACUUACUGUCCAGAUUACAUAUGUUAGGGGUAAAUUUAUAUUUUGUCGCUUUUCUUUCUGUGUUCUUCCCUCUCCUUACAGUAGUAUUUUUCAGCAUAGAGAGCAAUUGUGCAUCUGUCAUUUGAAAUGCAAUAAAUAUGUCACAUUCUGUUCAAGGGGAAGGGAGAAUCAAGGGAAACAACUGUAUUUAUUUUAUAUUUCUACAUUAUGUAGAAAGAUUUGCAUGCUAAUUUGCUAAAGAAUAAAAAAAAUGAUGGGCUUUUUGAAAAAGACAGCAUUUUUAGGUUUGCAGUCUGACUUUAUACCGCACUAUUUAAAAUUAAAUCUACUGACAUUAGUCACUACAUUUGGUAUCAGUAUAUUAGAGGUUUAUAUGAGAUUUGUGAUUCUACUGUUAUAAUUUACCAAAGACUGCACAACCUACAUUUAUAAGGUAACUCCAUGACAUUGGUCAUGGUGCCUGGUGUCUGUAUGUGCAGCAUUUUGCUACGAAACGCUGGACAUACAGAGAUUAACACCACUGCUGCAUUAGGUAUAAUUCCACCUCCGGUAGUGUCACUGGGUGUCAGUCAGGGCAGAACAAGAGUUCCAGGUAGACUAAUAACAAUUUUGUGCAAAAUUGGCGCCUGAUACCAGCACGCACAGCAUGCUAGCGCCAGACAGUCAAUGGCAGCACGUCCCCCUUAAUGCCGCCCCGUUCUCCAUUUCUCCUUUCAGACCGCCCCACUUGAGGACGAUCUGGCCGCAGGAAGAACUUGACCUUUGUGAUGGAAAAGAGGUCAAUCUAAGUCCUUUACUUUUCACCGUUAACUUCAUUCAUAGAAAAGUGAAUUGAGCUAAUUGUUCUUGAUUAUAGCUUUCAGUAAAUGCAGACUUCUUCUAUUGGAAAUUAUGCUGAGGCUUGAAUGAAUAAUAAAUGUAUAUGUAAAUGUCCAUUGUUGGUAGAUGGUUACCUUUUAUACGUCUUAAACUUUGGUUUUAAUAAUUUCCUGGUGUCUGUUUCUGGAGUUUGUCACAUUUGGGACAGUUUAUAAAAGUGCAGAGAAAUUUAUAAUUUAUAAUUAUAAAUGAGAUGCAUCUGAUUGGUCUAUUCCUUAGCAUACACUGACAGUCUGGCCUGGGGAAAGAGGAGGGCUUGUAAAGACUGCAGACAAGAGAUAUGCAGCUUUUGCAAGCUAUUUAGAUAAAGCCCAAAUGAAAAUAUGAAUAAUUAAAUGUAUGCAUGUUUUCAGUGGCACUAUUUCUACUAAAUAGUAAUUUAAAAAAAAAAAAUUCAAUGGGGAUUCCUUUAAAUGAAAACUGUAAUGACUUAAUUUGCCUCUGCUCCCUCACCACAAUCUCAUUAAAGAGGUGGGUGUUACACUUCUGUUACGCCCAGGUUAUACUGCAAGCACCACAAAAAGGGUUGGAUUAGCCCUUUAAGGACUCCAUAAUAUGAAUCAAUCCUAUAGUUACCCACAUUUGGAUCUAGUCAUUCAUUGGAACUGUCAUCUCUGCAUACAGUCUGGGUUCCGGAAUUCUGAGCCCUGCCAUGGGGUGCUUUAUACUGUUCAUGCUAUGUUAAUGUGUAUGUUUCUAAUUGCCUGUUUAUCUUUUUUCUACAUAUCCUAUAACUCUUAUACUCUCUAUUUUUCCUGCAUAUGUUCUAAAGGUUUUAAACAUGGACUGAUAUUUGUGAGAUUUCUCUAUCUCUCUAAAGGCUUUUCCAGCUUCUGGUCCUAAUAACGUGACUAUUAUUGAGCUAUGUUGGCAACCUGAGCCAUAGAAUGACUGACCAGUGAGCCAAGUCCUAUUAGAUUCUGUUUCCUGUAUCCUGAUUUUCUCCUUGUCAACCUACAUUCCAAUGUUUUGUGGAUAAGUUCAUGUGAAGUCCAUUUAUUAUCACUCACUAAAUGCGUUUCAGAAAAUUUCAGUGAAUCAAUGGAUACUUUCCAGCAGCUCUUAAUUUGGCAAUAUAUUCAUAAUUUUGGGCCCCAGUCCAGUUGAUUUUUUUUUCUGUUGUCCACCUUUUGGGUACGCUAAAGAACUAUUCCCAUAAAACGUAGCACAAACAUACCAUUGGAUAAACCUACAUACAUUUAGGUACAGGAAAGCCCUAAACCAAACGGAUUAAGAGCAAUUCUAAAAAUUAUUUUCUCUCUCUUUGUAAAAACAUAUGAUGCAAAUGCAAAGCUAAAAGAGAAUAGUUCUCACAAGCAUUGACCCUACCACGAGCCUCACAUAAAGCCUGACAAGGUGUGUGAAUCUAUAUAAUAAAAGCAAGGGGAAAAUAAAACAUCUAUUCUCCCACAUCUGUUUUACUCAUUUGGCUUUGCAGUGUACGUAACAUAUUUCUUCAUUUGAAACCUAGAGUUGCCAAGCUGACUAGCUGCAAUCAUUUAACUAGGCCAGGGGCAGGCAACCUACGGCACUAGUGCCACGCAUGGCACUCGAGGUGUCUUUCCACGGCACUCAAGGCUGCUACAGCCAAACAGGCUCUGACCUAUCAGGAGUCUCAGUGAAACUUCAGAUAUCUGCUGGUGAAGGAAAAGGUGGUGAAGGAAAAUCCUCAAUUUAUGCAUUGCAGCACAUAGAGGAAAUGAUCUAAGAUUACUUCCUCCCAGCACUUGUGAAUGGGAAUCCACACUGUAGUAGAGCAGCCUGCAGCUCCUGUCCUUGACCUGUGCCUGGCCAGCCUGGUCCCCAUUGGAACCCAGGGAAGCCACACACACUGCUAAAUAUACACAGAAUAUCCACAAUAACCCUUCCCUCAUACAAAUAAUACGAACAGCACACACAAAAACAAACACACAAUCCGCGUAAAUGUAACCCGCUAACAAUCCACAUACAUGCACACAAUCCCACAUGCAGCCUUUCACAUGCAAUACCCCAAACAGCCCCCACACACUACCAAACACACAAUGUGACAUAUCCAUCCACACACAAUUCCAAAAGCAGCCCUCAUACACAGCCCACAUUCAUAUGUAUCAUACACGAUACCACAAACUACUAAUGAACAUAUACAAUAUAAUAGCUCAUAUACGCACAAAUACAACGAUACAAAGCAAUUACAGUAAAAAUAACACAAGCAGAAUACGGCAGCAUACACACCUCAAUUUAAAAAAAUAGGAUCGGCACGCUACGGGACAACACACUCCUAUAUCGGCACAGUGCUGCUAAAAGGUUGCCUACCCCUGAACUAGGCAGUGUAGAAGAUCUCUGGUGAUAUGAAAUGGCCAUAGUACUUUCCCUGUUUCUGAAAAUCCUGUCCAAAGACACAGCAACAGAGAACCGGGAUGUUAUGGUGAUGACAUAAUAGUUCAUAUUGACAUAAUGCCUCCGUCGUAUGUUUAACAAAAUGCAUCCACCUAUCAAUCUGUCUUCUUGUAAAGCUCAAUGCAUUUUUCUCUACCACUUCCCAUUUGAAAAGGAAAUAACAGUAACAGGACAAAUAUACGUGUUACUUUCCCAGCGAUUACAGGUGUUUAUCUCCAAAACCCAGUUCUCAUGAUUUUGCCUGCAGUCAAGUCCGUUUCUUUGACACCAACUUUAUGCAACUCACCCAGGAGCUCAGAUGCAUCAAUAACAAAAUAUACCCCUAAAAUAUAAAAGUGACAUAUGAUAUGUGUUACCUUAUGCAUGACCACCUGGCUUUAUUUCAAGGGUACCAUCGUACAAAUGGACACUCUUAAACAACCAUAAGCACUACAAUUCACCUCAGAUGGGGUUGGUCCAAUGGCAGUAGGAAUAUUUCCAGUUUAUAUCAAACCAUCAAAGGACAAUGUCGAGCUCCAGUUUGUUGUGGUGGUUGUGUUGCUUUAAGUGUCCCUUAAAAGAAAGACUCCAAGCACCAUAACCACUACAACCUUCUGUAAUAGUUAUGGUGCCAGGAAUGUCCCAGCAUCCCCCAUACUUUUAGGAGUCAAACCUUUUUUGAAUAGUUUGACUCCUAACAGUAUGGGGGAUGCUGGGGCAGAAGGUUAUGGUGCUUGGUGCUUCUUACCUGGGGUCAGCUAGGCAUGACUUUUCAUAUCCACUGCUAGUGUAGGAGAGCCAGAUGUUCCUAAAGUGGAACUUCUGUUAAUUCAACUUUGCAGAGCAGGGCCUUCCUCAUUGGUUAUUAUUAUUAUUAUAAUUAUUUUAUUAUUUAUAUAGCGCCGACAAAUUCCGUAGCGCUGUACAAUGGGUGGACUAACAGACACAUAAUUGAGAUCAGACCACUGAUGUACAGUAACAGAGGGGGUUGAGGACCCUGCUCGAUGAGCUUACAUGCUAGAGGGAGUGGGGUAUAGUGACACAAAUAGCUGAUGCUCCCAACCAUUGAAUUAAAUCCUGCAAUGUAGGUAACUCCUCUCGAGCUGUAGUGCUUAUGGUGCAUGGAGUGCUUCUAUAAUGCUUUUUCUGUAUCUGUUUGGUACUAAUUUGAACUAUUGGGAUUAGCACGAAUUUGAAGCUCAGUAUUUAGGAUUGAUUGUACAUUUGGAAUGAUUGCGAAUUUAGAAAAAACACCUGAUAUUUUGCCUGGAAUUGCCUUGAAUUGCCCAGAUUUGGUUUUCGAUAAAUUUAAAAGAUAACUUAAAUUUUAAAGGGAAACUAUAUGUUAUACAUAUAUAAUAACAAUAUCAUAAAAACAUCUUAUGCUUUAUGUUCGAGUCACUCUAUGCACCAUCACCUUUGUAAUUAUGUAACUAUGUGAUGUUGCUUAGAGUGACUCAUAUGAAUACACACACUUACUUCUGUGUUUUGUAUAUCUGAUAAUGUUUUGUUACUUUUUAAAAGCCUCUUUUCCUGUUUUUUUUUUUUUUGUUUAUAUUGUUUCUAUAUACUUAUGUUUUGUCUUAGAUUCUGUAACAUUAAUACAGUCAAAAUAUUUGAAAUAUAUAAAAAAUAUAUUUUUUAAAAACAAAAGAUGGCUUUUGUGUGAUUUUCAUGCAUGAAUGUUAUUAGGAUGGGAAAAUAAUUCAGCAUGUUAUGUGAGUGCUUAGAAUACAUAAAAUAAAAUAAAAAAUAAUAAUUCACAUUUGUAUUCCAGUCCUUGUACGCACCAUUAAUAAGACCAUCCAUUCUUCACACGUAGGACCAGUGUAAUUCUACCUGUGGCUUUCUGUAACAAUAUCCUUGAAAACAUAGUGUAAGUGUAUAGGGAAUUAGAAGUAGAAGACACAGGUGGGUUUUAGUGCCACUCUAUUACUGGGCUAUUGUUCCAUUAUCUAGAGAGAAAACAAUAUCUUGUAUGUAUGUGCGUUUCCAUAGAUUGCAUCAUUUUGUAUGAUUUAAAGCCACAUCUGUUACAGCAGCCUGCAAAUAAAAGGAUUAGUGCUUUUGCUUUGAUUUGACUAGACGUUCUUUAUUAGAAACAAUUACAGAGGGUUUCUUUUUGUGAAAUGUUUAUAUGUAUACAUAUAUAUAUACAUAUAUUUUAGAUUUUAUAUAUUUUUUCCUUAAUCCACGAUAUCAUUUUCUUUAUCGUUCAGUACAGAAUUUUCCUUAUAGCAGAUAGUAAGCAUUCCAUUUCUGUCAAAACCUUUGAUCAAGGUUACUUACUAAACCAUAAGUUGUAAAGAAAUCACCAGUGAAUUACAUGUUGGAGGCCAAAGUAGCAGAAUUUGAAAUAAAUUCUCCAGUGCUGAUAUUUUUCUCGACCUGGAAAAUUUGUGAACUAAAAUUUGUAAUCUUCUUGGGAAGUCCCCUCAAUCCAUGGUUCCUUGAAUAACCCUGGGGGGUUUAUUUGCUAAACACCAAAUUGUAGUAAAUUGCAAAAUUUAGACCAAAAAGGGGUGUAUUGGAGAUUUCUCUAAAUCAUCUAUAUUCAAUUCAGCCUACAUUUUACAGUUUGAUUUAUAACUCCCCUCAAUUCAAUAUUACACGAAGAAACCAUUCAGUUGUGUUUUAUUUGAGUUGAAUACUCUUGUACGCCAUACGCCUGCCUCCUUAGCCACACCCCCUCAUGUCAGAAAGACUUCCUUAUCAAAUGUAUGUACACUGUCUCAGCCGAAUAGCACUGAGUGAGCUGCUUUUGAUUCACAACCUGGUUGCAGACAGUCAGAAGACCUGCAAACAGGUAGUGAUAUCCUUUCUAUAUGUCUCGUAGGUUUCCUCUCAUUCUAAUCAUUGUUGUUCUGACCAUUUAGUUCUGUCAGUGGCUGAGCUGUGUGUAUACAUUUGAAAAGGAAGACUUUUUCUGGAAUGAGUGGGCUUGGCUAAAAAGACAGGCCUGUGAUGCAGCAUUCUGCAAAACAUUUUUUUGUGAAAACUAUGAAGAUUUGAGCAUGCAAAGAAUACUGGAUAUCAAUUGCAUCAAAGUAGUAUUGGUGCCUGGAGCGACCAUUUCAGGACACAGUAACACAACUGAAAGCAAAGGUCAGCUAUGGUCAUACCUGCCAACUCUGGUGUCCUGCUUCCUUUUCAAUCAUGUGUCACUCGCUCUGCCCUAAAGGGGUGGGCCCACCUGGAAAGAGAGCAGGUCUGCCUAAGUUAAUGGCAGGUCAGCCUGGUGGACUGCCUAUCCAUCAUACAGGCCGGCCCACAAAGGUCAGAUCCUGCAUGUAACAUAGUUUCAAUGCUCGCAAUCACAUCUAUUGAUUCGCUCAAGCUUUGAAUGUUGGGGACAUUUCUCAAGUGUCCCCAAAAGCGGGACAGCAGGGAACUAUGGAAGAAGGGCAGAAAGCGACCCGAAAAUCAGGAAUCACCUGACGAAUUUGGAAUGGUUGAGAGGCUCAUAUGUUUUCAGUUUGGUUAUCUGGCCUAUAAUUUGAAAUUCAGUUUGAAUUCACUAUGACCUCACACUUCAGUGAAUAACCUUGUAAAAGCUAGCUAUAGAUUAGUGGGGUAUUAAUAAAGUGAGAAUUCAAAGUGAACUUAUUUAAAGUCAAAAUAGUCAUGUAUGAUUUUAGUUCUGCUAUGCUGGCAUCACAUUAGGCAUUUACUUUAAAUUAUUACUUUAAUAAAUAUUCCUGUAUGUUGUUUAUUUAUAUUUCAUUCUAGAUUAAGCUGGAAAAAUAUACAAAUCUAAUUGUAUAUUUUUAAAUUUAAUCAAAACAGCAGUUUUGCGUUAAAAUGUUAAAUUCUCAUAAUUUUUCCACAAUUCCCACUUCAGUGACAAGCAGUGUCUCCAUGUCCCUGUCUUGCUAUGGUUACUGUAAAGCAUUCCUUCACUUUCAUUCUAUUUACUAGGUCUCUUGUGCUUGUAUGGAGCCUCUAAUGCUGUAAUCCUGGUUACAAUUUCUAAUCCCUUGGCACUUCACUAAAAUAGUUAUCAGAUUAGCUCCAGUCAAAUAUUUACUAACAGGCAAAGUAAAGACAGUCUUUGAACUAGUAUUCCAGAUCUGUUCACAUUAGUAAAAGUAGGAGAAUGAAAAAUGCCUGCUUCCUUUGUGUCCUUUUCAGGUCAUUAUAGAGUGACUACAAAAAAUAUUAUUAGUUAUAUAGCGUGACUACAGGCACAUCUGUGCUUAAUGUAUUUCCAGGUGUACUGUACAAGUGCCGUUCAUUCAUAUGUCGCAUGUUCAGUGUUAGUGCAAGGUCAUGAGCCAUGAAUCCUUUCAUAACAAAUUUUCAUCUGAAUUUACUCUAAUCCUUUUUAAAUAUAUAUAUAUUUUUUUAAUCCAGAAUGCUCUAUUAGACAUUAGUUUUCUGUCCCCCCACCUCCCCAUCAUGUAGGAAAAUAACCAAUAAAAUUACCUGGAAUCCAGCACCAGGUUAAUGUCUUACAAUGGGUUUCUCACUCUACGUUUGAGUGUUCCGUUCUCACUGGGUGAAAGCAGGGAUGGGAUGGAGUGGGUGGGGUGGACAGUGGUGGGUUUUAGAAAUUAAUUAAAUGGGGGGAUGUUUAGAAAUAUAGGGUAGUGGGGAUUGAGAGAGGGAGGGAGGAGUGACCAAGCUUCCUCUUGCAUGCAAGGGUAGACAUUAGCUACGUCUUUUGCCUGCACCCAGUGCGCACUGAUGACAGAUGUAUUUUAUGCACAGACUUAAUAUUAGCCAGCCUGGAACUAGGGAGGUGCAUGGGCAAAAAAUUUGGUUCGGUUUGGCACUUCCGAAAAUUUGGGACUUCGGCAAUUUGGCACUUCUUUUCGGCACUUCCGAAAUUCGGGACUUGGGCAAUUCUGAACUUCGGGUUGGCACUUCGAAAUUAGGGACAUUUGUAAGCAUCUCUCUCUUGCCACCACAACCACUUACACAUCUGUAGGGCUCCCUAACCCUACCCCUACCCCUAAUCCACCUAUAACCCUACCCCUAAGGCUACUCCUAACCCCUAACCACCACAACCACUUACACAUCUAGGGUAAGGAGUAGGCGUAGGGUUAGGGGGUAGGGGUAGAGUUAGGUGCCCGGACUGUCACCACAACCACUUACACAUCUAUAGGGCUCCUUGUGCCAGGAAUUAGUUUAUUGGUCUAGAUUUGUGCCAUCAUUCUCGUGAUUUUCCCUACCACUCUUGUUUUGCCACUUUUCAGAAAUCCAAAGCACUUCGGCACUUCCGAAAUUUGGCACUUUGCCAAUUCGGUCAUUUGUACGCAUUUACAUUCGGAACGAAACGAAUUGCUCAUGUCUACCUGGAACAUUGUUCUUUAUUGCCUAAGACACGUGUGCUGGGGCUGUAAUUAACUAAUAUAUCUCUAUAUCUGCAGUGUUUCAAGCAAAAACACUGCACAUACAGAUUAUCACCAUGACCACUUCUAAAAGCAGAAAUGGUCAUGGUGAUUGGAGAAACUCUAAAAAAAAAAGCCCAGCUGUGUCAAUAUAAAGCUGGUUUAGAGAAUUUUUCAUAUAAGUAUUUUUUGCUCAUAUUUUGCAGUUUGGUUUUCCAUUAAUUAAAGUUCCGUUCAUAAUGAAUAUAGAUUUAUGUGUAGUGUAGGGGCAUGUAUCCCACAACAUAUUAGCAAUGUACUAAUACUUAUGUAUCUUUGUCCCUGAUACCUUUAACCCCUUAAGGACCAAACAUCAGGUAUAAAAGGGAAUCAUAACAUGUCACACAUGUCAUGUGUCCUUAAGGGGUUAAAGUAGACAUCCAUAAAAUAUAUUUUUAUUCUCCGGCUUAAAUAAUGGUUUAACCCCAAAGUGAUAGAUCUGGUGGCCUAUCACUCUGCUUUCAGUCUAUCUGUAGCUCUCCGUUUACAGAACUACUUGAGAAAUGUCCUAUAAAGCGUCUAAAGAGCGAGUUAUUUCAUACACUCAACCACCACCACCACGCCACAUGUGGAUUGUGUGAAUGGUAAAGGGGGGGAGCACAUUUAUUGUGUCUCCACUUAGGUAAUAGGGAUCUGAGGGAUCCUCACACAUUUUAUGCAGUUCCCUUCAAUGGUACCAGAUGCUCCUAUUGGCUUAUAUAUUCUUAAAUGGAAAUGCCUCUUAAUAUAUGCAUCAUACAAAUCACUGUUGCUUUGUCUUAUUCUUAUUUUGCCUGUGCUUCGUUCAUUUUUUGCUGUCUCUGUACAAGUGUGCGACUUGCUGUGAAUUUGUCAAUGUGCAGCUGUGCUUACUAAUGCUAUCUUAGCUCUCUCUUCCUGUGUAAAGCAAUAGGCAGGUUGGUAGUGUUAUGUUGUGAAUGGCUUGUGCAGACUUUGCAAACAAUAUGCAUCUGUAUGAGCUAAAAACAAGGUGUUCUUUUUGCAUAAUGCUCCAUCAGAUGUACUACUUUAUAUAUAUAAAGUUGUUAUGGUGGCGUAUGGUGUUUGGAGACCCCUAGGCUCACGCUUACCUCAAGGGGUUGAUCCGUUUUCAAACGGUUUAACCUCGAAGUUGCCUCAAGCACUGGUCUCACCUCCCCCCCAGCAGCAUCCAGCUUCUGAAAUUUCAGAUUCAGGAAGAGUGGAGUGCCUUCGGGCAGGGGCGCCGAUGAUUUGCUGAGAGCAUGAGCUGACUGCUCUCAGACAGUCAGUGGCACUUCUGCCCGGGAGAACCCCACUCUUCCUGAAUCUGAACUUUCAGAAACCGCAAGGGGGAGCCGAGACCAGAGGUGGAGGCAACUUCAGGGUUAAUCUGUUAAAUAAUGGUUUAAUCCCUAAAGGUAAAAGUGUGCCUGGGGGUCUCAGGGGAGCAUAACAACUUCAUUUAGAUUAAAUUGUUUUGGUGCCUGAAGUGUUUCUUUAAGUAAUGCAGAUUGUUAUAUAUGUUUUCUUUAUAGGCAGUAGUGUUUUAGGAACCAAAAAAAGGGAUCAGGCACCUCAGUCUAUGUUGUCAGUGUAGUUUUAUACCCAGGGUGGCGGUAGUUUACGUUGGUCCUGUAAUAAAUGAACAGAAAGAAAUCCCUGCUGAAAUUUACACCCAGAAUGUAUUGUUAAAGGGAUCCUAUAGUGCCAGGAAAAUGGCUUUGUUUGGGUUAAAAACCCUUCAGUCACUUACCUGAAUCCAGCACCGAUGUCCCUCGGUGCUGGGUCAGGCUCCGCCCACACAAUGGCUGCGCACGCAUUAGACCUUCCCAUAGCAAUGCUUUCCUAUGGGGAAAAUCUGACGCUGGAGAUCUGUGAGGACGUCCAGCAUCAGAUAACGGACCAAAAGUCUGUUUGGAUUCCUGAAGCCCUCUAGUGACUGUCUGGUAGACAGCAAAAGAGGGCAGACUUAGAGCCGCAAUGUAAACAUUGCAGUUCUCUGGAACUGCAAUGUUUUACAUUGCGGCACUAAGUGCAAAAGGGUCACAGCACCCAGACUACUUCGAUUAGCUGAAGUGGUCUGGGUGGCUAUAGUGUCCCUUUAACGAAAGCAGAUGCCGUCUGCAAUGUAUGUAAUAUGGCUGUCAUCAAUACAUUAACUGCAGCUCUCAGAACGCAGACAUGCUGUACUUUAAUGUGCUAUUGGCAUACCCUAUUGCUGCUCCUAAAAUGCUUAUUUCUCCACUAUUUUAUUGUAAAGAAAGAUAAGACAUUCAAUUCAAAACUUGUACAUCUUGAAAAACAAGCUAGACGAAAAUAUGUCUGACUUACAAGAUUUGGUUAUCUGUCAAACAAUCCAGCUAGUCUAAAGGGACCAUCUAAGCACCAUAAUUACUGUAGCUCAUUGAAAUCGUUACAGCACUAAAAAGAUGUGUGCAGAUUUUUAUUUCAUAAUCUCCAAUGCUCAACCCCCCCAACUUUACAACAUUGUCUAACUUCCUCAUUCAAAUUCUUGUACAUCAUAAGUACAAAGUGAUUGGUACAGAGAGCUAGGCUAUAACCAAUAUUAAUGUACAGUUUUCUUUUUUUCAUAUUUUUGGAUGCUGUUUUCUUGAGCAGAAUUGCUGUAAUAUAUUGUAUUAUUGUGUGUUGCAUCAUAAAAGGUACAUUUCUUGAUGUAACGGCAUUCUGAUUUUUGUUAACAUUCCAUAUGUAAAACUCUAAUUCCAGGUUAAUCUGCCAUGACUACAGCAAGAUAUAGAGCUACGUGGGAAUUGGCAUUAGACCCACUAGUUUCCUGCAAACUUUGCCUCGGUGAAUUCCCAGUCGAACAGAUGACCACCAUAUCACAAUGCCAGUGCAUUUUCUGUACUCUGGUAUGUAUAGCUUUCCUUUUUACAAUUUCAGGGAGGGUUACAUUUUCUAUAUUUCAACAUUGAAUAAUUACUGGAAAUAGUUUUUUAUUUGUUUUUUUAGCACACCAAUAGUUUCCAUGACAAUAUAAAUGCCAUUUAUUAUCAUAAAAUACUUUGAUCUUACCUCCCAAGACUAAGAGGGCCAGUAGGGAAUAUGGGAGUGACAAGGCAACAUUGUGAGAGAAACCUCCUGGAAAACAGGGCAGAUCUUCCAUAAAAGGGAUUAAAAUAAUUUUUCAGUGUACCGGAAAGCCCCACUUUGGUUAACCCAUGCACUGAGAAUUGUUUAAACUCUCUUGCAUGCGAUGAAUGCCCUAAGGUAAGUUUUCAAAGAGCAAGUGUAUCUAAUGAUGUGCUAGCUCUGCGCUUAUUGGGAGCAUUUUGAUGGUAUUCCAGAGAACAAGCUCUAGUCACUUGAAACGGGACCACAAUUCAGGAUUGCCGUGUUUAAUCAAGGUAUUUUGGAAGGUAUGGAAUGAUGGAUAUAUAUUUUUGAAACCCAGAUGACUACAAAUAGGAGAAAGCAUGUACCUAUUUAUAACAAACAUUAAUAUGAUAUAACUUCUAUUGUGUGUCUGACCUAAAAAAUAUUUAUAUUUUAGCUUUAAAAUGUUAACUGAUUUUAAAAGAACCAAGGAAGUCAUGUUUUGGCAUAUUCAUAAUUAUAUCCAGGGAGUUUGCUUUAUCUGCUGAUAGGCUGGGGUAGACAUCAAUACCAGAUCUGUCCACUCCGAAACCUGAUCUGCCCCUACGUAUUAGUACUUUGUACACAUUACAAGACACCUAAAAUGAUUUAAAUGGACAAUAAAACAACUUACACUUAAUGAAGCGGUUUUACUUUAUAGAUCAUGCCCUUGAAGUCUCACUGCUCAAUUCUCUGCCAUUUAGGAGUUAAAUCACUUUCUGUGCAGCCCCAGCAACCCCUCCCCUGGCUGUGACUUACACAGCCUGAAUGAACAAAAUGAUUUUAUUUUCAAUCAGCUGUUAACUUACUUUACUAGUUUUUAUCUCUCUGUACAUUUUUAUCUGCUGUGUAAAUAAAACUUUAAUUAGACACAGGAGGUUUUGGUUAAUUUUUAUCUUAGGACUUAUGCCCUACUAACAUAAUAGACAAGGAAGAAAUGGUUCAGCCGCCUCUGUCAUUGGCUGUGUAGAGAGCUUUGGCGAAAGAGACAGUGGUUUGUAGUUGCUGGACUAGUGUCUGUCUAAUAAUAAUCAUUAAAUCAUUUUAUCUGCAGCCAAACCAAAAGUAGAUAUUUCAUAUGAGCCACUAUUUCAAAUGUUUAGGAUUUGGUUGCCUACAACAUGUAAUUAUUGUUAGAAAAGCAAUAUCGAAAUCUAUAAAUAUGUGUUAUGGUGGUAAACAAGUAACUUAAUAUACAUGGGGCACUGUAGGGCUACAGUGCCAGGGUCAAGAAGGAAUUGCUCUGGACUUCAAGCCUACAGCCUGCAUGGGAUGUGGGCCACAGCAGUGCAGCACAAUUCCUUUGACAAUAAAAAGCAACUGGGGGUAGUCUGGUAUAUCUUUUAACACAGGACUGAAGAGGCAACUUGCUUGUAUUGUGCAUGGACUGUUCUGAUCCAGAACUGUAUGGGUUUGUGCAUGGACUGAUGGCUCACAAUCUCAGUGAUAUCCAGGUAUUGACUGGCCUACUGGGAUAUUUACCAGGAGACUGAUGCAUCUGAGGCUGAGUAGACUGUCAGACUGUGAUGAGUAUGUAUGUAUUGUGUGGAGGUGUUGGCAAGUGGCUGAAGGAUUAGAUGAAACAGUGGUCAAACACUCAUCACAUUCGCAGGUUGACACUUUGGGAUCACUGGGAACAGUCUGUGUCACUUAGGCACGCACAGCUCUCUCUGAAUGGUUUUGCUGAUGGAGGUUGUGCUGGUUGUGCUGAUGAAGGCUGCAGGGAUGAUGUCAUACCCAGUAGCGUCAGCAUCCUCUAUUUAAUCUCUGGCAAAUCCAUUAUUUGCAUGUGCUGAGUGAGAAGGACCAUCCACACAGAGGUCUGUCUUUCGUGCAUAUAAAAAGGUCAUUCGUUUGUAUUUGCCCAUUCGUUUGGAUUUCAGCAUGUUGAAGUGAUUAUGGUGCUUGAAUCGUUUCUUUAAUGUUCUCAGCUACUUCCCUGUUCCUCAAAAUUUACUAAUGCACCAAAAAUGUGUUAUUUUUGUAUCCCCUUAGAAUUUUGGGGGGUUACCUAUCUCCGUGGACUGUUCUUUUUGUAACUUGCUUUAGUUUCACAAUAUCAAAUGUUUCAAAAUAUAAAGUAAAUAUUAAGUUUACAUUUACUUCAGCACAUCAUUAAGUCAUUACUAUUUAUGUUAUUUCUUUUGACAGAAUAAUAAAAUUAUAAUAAUAGUAAUAAUAAAAAUUAUUUCAUGACAGAAAAUUGUUUAACAUUAGGAGCAGGAUAAAAUAAAAUAAACUUGUAAUUAUAGAAACUGUGAAAAGAGCAACAGGGCAGCUUAGCUCAGUUAAUAAAUAAGAUUGUGUAUGUGUCUAAUAAACUCCAACAUUGGGUAAUGAAUGCUAAGGAAACUUUAAUUUCAAAUGACAUUUUGUGUAUAAAUAUGAGAGUGUUUAAGUAAUUCUGACAGUGAGAUUAUGCAGUCUACAGUUAUGUUGUAUCUCUUUAUUAGUUACACAAGAAAACACAGUGUUCUAGGUGAAUUGGUAAUGCUAAGUGUCAUAUGUCAGUUCAACAGGCAUGUCACGGUUUAUUGCAAGUGGCAUAAUGCCAUUUAAUUUGUAUAAUAAGGGGUGGACGAUCUAUAGCUCGCCAGUGUUUGCGUAACUAAAAUUCUUAUUAUCCUCAGCCAAUUUCUUACAUUUGUCAGGGAUUUAUUUACAGCAGUCAGCUUUUUUCAUUACUAUUACCAUUGAUAGUGUGUUGCAAUAUGGAAAACACUAAAAGACCACUCAUACCCACUAACAUAGUUCUCUCUGCCUCUGCUUGUUAAUGGAAUGUGGACCAUCAGGGGGAUGACAAGUGACAUGGAGGUUUUUUCGUGUAUUAUUAUUAAAAAUAAUUGAAUUGCAAAGUAUAUUAUUUACUAAUUUAAUUGUUGGAGCUUCCCAGCUUAUUAAUUUGCUGAAAUCGGGUGAUAAACAGAUAUUUAGUGGCUGAUCUAGGUUUCUAAAUGGCCAGUUAUGGUGCCAAUAAUUCAUGCACCAAAGUAAUUUACACUGUAUGACAUCGACAUCAGACCCAGGGAAAUGCACAGAUAUAGCCAAAAUUAAAAAAAACAGAAAAUGCAGUAACUGCGCUAAUACUCAUUAGUAGGUCAGGAAUUUCUUGUUGCUCUCAAUGGAAGUUGCACAAUGUGACCAGUGUCAUUGUCUCCAGUAUCAUCGAUGCUAGGCUGAAAGCCUCAUCUAACCUCUCCCCAUUGCGCUCAGCUCGUCAUUUUUAUCCAGGUUGGACAUAAUCACACAGAAUUGUAGUUUCAGCCUUACCCGUGUGGAUGCAAAGAGUGUGCUGGGGAGAAUAACAAUUUUUUUCCAACUGCUCCAAAACUAACAGUUAUAGCACCCUAACCAAUACAAAUAAUUGAAAUGGUUAUGUAACUUAGAGUGCCCUCUUAAAAUUGCAUAAACCACUCAAUUUACAUGGUUCAGUUAAAGGGUUUCUCCAAGCACUAUACCCACUUCAGUGAUUCGUUUUGUAACGCUAUGCAUGCUUUGUUUCACCUCUCUGCCGCUGGUGGUAUAACUCCACCUCUGGUAGUGUCACUGUUAGUGGUUAUGAUACUUGGAGUAACCCUGUAAAUACCUUGCAACAUAGCACAGGCAUGUGGUCUAGCACGUCAGAUAAAGAAAAUAAGUAUACAGUGUUUUUAUAAUCUCUGAUACGGGGCUGUUAAUGUGCUGUAAUAGAAUAUUUCUUUAUUAUUAAUUACCAAAUUUUUACUUGAUUUUAUAUUACUGGCUAUAAAAACUCUGAGUAUUUGAAAUCAUUGGGUAUUGUAAACACAAAUAGAUAUAUGUUCUUCGUAGCAGUUUUUACAUAUUAUGUGCACACUUAUUAUGCUUUAUUAGUAUAGCAAAGAUCUGACCAUACCUGGUUUUUUUAACAGUGUUUGAAACAAUAUGUUGAGCUUCUAAUUAAGGAAGGCUUGGAAACCGCUAUUAGCUGCCCCGACGCUGGCUGUCCUAAAAGAGGCCAUUUACAGGAGAAUGAGGUAAGAUCAUUUGGAAAUUAGAUAACAAGAAAUAAAAUGACUGUCUGUCUAUUCGUCAGUGUCUUUGGAAGCACAGAAUGUGUUAAGCUUGUAUUAGUCUUUUUUUUCUGUUCUGUUCUUUCCCCUGUUUUUAUAUGUUCUAUUAAGUAAUAGAGGUCUAUGUCAAACUCAUUUUGCAAUGUUCAAGACUAUUCCUUGUAGCCUUAUCUUGAUACGUGUGCACAUGUAUUUCACAAGAUUCAAAUCCGGUUUAUAAAAGCAGUAGUGAAAGUGAACAAUUAGUAUUACAACAAAAGCAGCUCAGCAUUAUCCAGUCUAAUAAAUGUAUUAGUGCAUUAUAAGAUAAUGUGUUACAUGCUUUUGGAUAUUUGCCAUCAUAUAAUAACCAGUGCGAUCAAAAUGGAUUUAUAAGAAUUCUUCUGAAUAUAUAUUGGUGAAGUGUUUACAAUAUUUAUUUUUAGGUAAUAAUCAUUCUGUUAUUUUCAGAAAUAAUUUCUUACAAAACAAUAUUUUUGCAAUAAAAAUACUUCUGUGAAACUGUCGCUAUACUUACAUGUAUUCACGAAUCUGCCUUUCAAUAAUUAAAAGGUCACUAUAGUCACCCCCUCAAUGAAGUGGUCUGGGUGCAGUGGUCCUCUCCUUUUAACCUUACAAUCUAAAACAUUGUAGUUUUCUAGAAACUGUAAUGAUUACAUUGCAAGGUUAAAGAACCACUAUAGGCACCCAGACCACUUCAGCUCAAUGAAGUGGUCUGGGUGCCAGAUCCCCCUGGUUUUAACCCUGCAACUGAAAACAUAGCAGUUUCAGAGAAACUGCUAUGCUUAUAUUGAGGGUUAAUCCAGCCUCUAGUGGCUGUCUACUUGACAGCCACUAGAGGCCACUUCCGCGAUUCUCAGUGUGAAGAUCUCACUGAAAUGACAAGUAAUGCUUUCCUAUGGGCGGAUUGAAUGCGCACGUGGUUCUUGCCGCGCAUGCACCUUCGGCGCUGAUGUUGGCAGGGGGAGGAGAGGUCACCAGUGCCGGGGGAGCCCUGUGCUGGAUUAAGGUAAGUGGCUGAAGGGGUAUAAACCCCUUCAACCCAGCGGGAGGUGGGGACCUAAGGAAGGGAGGGAACCUAAUAACUCUAUAGUGCCAGAAAAAUGAAUUUGUUUUCCUGGCACUAUAGGGCUCCUUUAAAUCCAUGUCUUGUAACUGUGAUACUAACAACCACCAGAGGUGCUUCGUCGGCACAAGACAUGGGAGCCCAUAGAAAAGCAUUGAAUUCAGUUCUCUCCUAUGGAGAAGCUUGAUUGUGUGCUAAGUACUCACUGUGCAAACUCAUUCGAUGAGGAGCAUUGAUUGGACUAUCACAGAGGAGGCCAAACCAUCUCCAUGAUGUUGAGGGAAAAAGAAGAUGAAAGGUGAGCAUUGCAAAAGUAGAUCAUUUAAUUUUUCCAUUUUUAUUGCAAACAGUGGGACCCCUAUAUUUAUAGGAAACGGGGAAACUAUAGCAUUAGGAAUACAGGUUUGUAUAACUAAUGCUAUAAUGUUCCUUUAACUUAAUACAUUAGAAGGAUUACAAGGCAUAUUUUUAAAUAUAAGCAAAUUCCCCAAUAGAACAUUUUUCCAAAAUAGAUUUUAAGGUGACAUACAUGCUUUAAUGUAUCUUAGUUUAUUUCAAACUAUAGGUGACCUAUUAUCAAGAGUGUUGGCAAUAUGUGAUUUAGUGGUUCCGUUUCCCUCCAGUUGUUACAAUGUAUAAGAUGUGAUGGAUAGUUGGGGAUCCAGUAGUGUUUAUGUGUUAAAUGUAUUUUGAUUACCUUUUUUUAUUUCCUUCUUCUUAACAGAUUGAGUGCAUGGUUGCAUCGGAUAUAAUGCAGAGAUAUAAAAAGUUGCAAUUUGAAAGGGGUAUGUAUCCUGCACUAUUUCAUUGACAGCAGAUAAAACAGAACUGCCUGACUUAGUCUGCCCAUUUCCUAUCUAAAUCAUCCUUCAUAUUAUUUCAUGCUUAAAGGACCACUCUAGGCACCCAGACCACUUCAGCUUAAUGAAGUGGUCUGGGUGCCAGGUCCAGCUAGGAUUAACCCAUUUUUUCAUAAACAUAGCAGUUUCAGAGAAACUGCUAUGUUUAUGAAUGGGUUAAGCCUUCCCCCUAAUCCUCUAGUGGCUGUCUCAUUGACAGCCACUAGAGGCGCUUGCGUGCUUCUCACUGUGAUUUUCACAGUGAGAGCACACCAGCGUCCAUAGGAAAGCAUUAUGAAUGCUUUCCUAUGUGACCGGCUGAAUGCGCGCGAAGCUCUUGCCGCGCGUGCGCAUUCAGCCGACGGGGAGGAGAAGAGGAGGAUCGGAGGAGGAGAGCUCCCCGCCCAGCGCUGGAAAAAGGUAAGUUUUUACCCCUUUCCCCCUUCCAGAGCCUGGCGGGAGGGGGACCCUGAGGGUGGGGGCACCCUCAGGGCACUAUAGUGCCAGGAAAACAAGUAUGUUUUCCUGGCACUAUAGUGGUCCUUUAAGAAAGCAAUGUUUCUAUCCAAACCCUUCUUGAAACUGUUAAUUGUAUUCCACUCUACUACCUCUAUUGGCAGUUCUAUGCUUCUAUAUUCCUUUCUGUAAUAGAGUUAACGAUAUCCACUUGUGUUCUAGUUCUUCUCUUUCUACAGAAAUUGUUUUGCGCUGUAUGUUAUUUUAUCCCUCGAGGGACCCCUAAAAUUCAAUCACAUCAUUCCUAUCUCUACUUUGCUUCAAGCACACUCUCCCUGUCUCUCCCUAUAAAUUUAUGCCUUUCUUGACAUGCACAUUUUGCACCAUUGCUUGAGUCCUUAUUUAUUUAUUUUUUGAGUAUCAAAGGGGCAUUCUAUGCACCAUAACCACUACAACUCAGUGUACAGUUUAAAAGUGCAAACACUUUGUGAAUGAACGCCACUGUGUGUUAUUUUUUAUCAAACUGUUUGCGAUCAGUAGUUGAGUACAAAAGCCGUCAGUUGUUGCUUGCUCUCCCUGUCACCCACAGCGUUUUCUAUAAAGCAAGAAUAAAAUUAAUUCUAUUUUUCUACAUUUACUUUGUUAGUGGUUUGUUCUUUGGCGUACUCUGCUUGGAAUUCGGUUGCAGAUUUAUAGAAAGCUUACCUUGUGAAAUGACUUUCCCUUUUAAUAUGUACAUUUUUUCCAUUAUUUUACUUUUUUUUUUUUUUAUAGUUUCAUACUGCAUUAAAUGAAUGAAUAGAAUGCAUUAAAAAUUUGUAAAAGACAACUUUGGGUUGAUUUGGAUUCUAUUAAUGUAAUCUCAGUAGAUGUUUAGAGUUGUGCAUUGUUUCAUAAUUACUGUAGAAUAAUAUCAGUAUAACUCCUCCAUCCAUACAUUUCUGAAUGAUAAAAAAGCUACUUUUUUUGCCUUAAAUUAUUAAUAUCUUUUAUAAAAUAAUAUAUAUAUGCCUUUGUGUUAAUAUUAUAGUAGGUGCUUUUUAUAGUUAUUAGAAAUCUAAGGCAAAAAAAUACAGAUUUUUUUAAUAUAUAUUGUAUAAAGCCUAGUUUCGCAGCCAUUUAAAUGUCUUUUUGCAUUUGUCUCAUUUUUGUGUAUUUUUUUUUUCAGUUGUUUGUGACUUUCUUUUAUUGCCAAUUUCUUUAAAAUGCAGCAGAAGAAUGUGUCAGAGAUUGUCUACAUGUUUAACUGUGGGUAUCCCCUACAACAAUUAUUGCAGUCAUUUAUUUAUACAAUACAAUACAAGACAAUGCAGUUUGUAUAAUUAAAUAUGAGUAUACAUUCUCUGUAAAUACAAAAAUAAUAAUUCAAAUAAAUAGAAUCCAGUAUCCAGAAAGGUGUGAACGUUAGGAUCAAAAUACUUUGUUAAAGGGACACUAAAGUCACCAGAUCAUCUGCAGCUUCAUGCUGUGGUUCUGGUGUCUGCAUCCUGUAAUUGAUAGAACUGUAAACACUGCCUUUUCAGAGAAAAUUUAGUGUUUUUAUUGCUGCUUAGUAACACCUCUUGUGGCAGUCGCUCAGAUGGCCACUAGGAGUGCUUCCACAGUGUGCAGCACCUACAGUUGACGUCUCCACGGUUUUCAUGGAGACACUGAACGCUCCCCAUAGAGAUGCAUUGGUUCAAUGCAUGUCUAUGAGGAGAUGUUCAUUAGCACAGUGUUUUGGCGUGCAUGCACGAUAACCUCCUAAUUAUUUCCUGUGGGAAAGUGUUGGACUGGCUGAGAUCAUCAAGAUUAAUGAUUUCAGCCAUGGAGGCUGGGCAAGCAGUGAGGGAGAAAAAAUAAGCUUAAUCACCCUCAUUCUCCACACAUAGGGGGCGCGGGGAACCUAAAAGAUAGUUCAUGUUUGUAUUUCUAACACUAUAGUUAACAGAGUCAAUAGAAAAUCAUACAUUAGAAUUUCUUUUUUUUUUAUAGAUAACUCAUAUCAUAUCAUAAGCAGAAGACAGGGAAGAUGCAACUGUGAACAGAUUCUAAAUGCCUCAGUUAGACAUCGAGCAGAGAAACAAACAUUAAUCACAUCUAAUAUUAAAGUCCACAUCUGAUUCUAAGAGUAUUACUACUCAGUAGGUCUUUGGUCCAAAAAAUUGAACAUGUAGACUAAAAUCAUAGAUAGAUAUAAUGCAUGUAACAAUAUAUAUUUAUUAGGUUUGGGAUUUGGGAAAGCAUUAUAUAACUAGAUAUUCUUUGGGUAGGUGCCAGCACCUGAAAACUUGAUUUAGAAUAAUUACAAUGGUAAUUCAGGAUUAAUAUAGGCAAAUUGGAAAUAUUAUUGAGACUUUCCCAGUCUCGCUUAUUUAAGCGCAAAUGUGGCAAACGUAAACGGAUAACGUCAUUAGAUAUAUAGCUGGUGGUCAAGAACAAUAUUUGAAUUCUACUAAAAGUAUACAGUGUCAUUUACAUGUUCCAAUUCAUAGUGACCCCUCAAAGUGAUACAAAAUGGGGAGCACAUAAUUAAGGACAAUGCCGAAGAGAGAGAAAAAGAAUGGUCGGAUAAUCAACUACAACUGAUUUAAAGAAAACAACAAAAACAAAAAAUGUUUCAAUGCUAUAUAACAAUAACAAUGAUAAAUGCAUAUAACAACUACAAAAUAUUGCAAUAAAACUAAUAUGAUAAAAAGAAUUGAAGAAGACCAGAGGUCAUAAAAUAAAUAUAAUCUCUAAGAAUACUUAUCUCCUAUGAAUAAUUGCCUCAAGGUAAUAUAACUAGAUUAUGAAACGAAUCAGGAUUUCUGUUUUAUCUAGAAAUUCAGGAAUCUAGAAUUGCCGUGAUGUCUCACAGCUAAUAUCAGAUUCAAAUACCUUUCUUGUUAGAAAGAUUAAUUUUGGAUAUGAAUCUAUAUUGGUUCAAGAUUCACUUUCAACACAUUUCUAUAGUUUUUAUUAUUUUCAACAUACCCUAAAAUAGGCUCACCUACGUCCCUUUUGCCAGCUCUGGCAAUUUCUGGAUUUCUAAAGCUGUCCAUUUUUUUCUAGCAUACUAUACAUUAGCUGCGAUAUAACGUGUGUUCAUUUUUAUGUGUUUAUUAAGUAAUGUCCAUUUUCUCCGUAGAAGUACUUCUAGAUCCAUGUAGAACAUGGUGCCCUUCAUCAUCUUGCCAAGCUGUCUGCAAGAUACAAGAGAAAGGACCCCAAAAUCCACAGCUGGUACAGUGCUCAUCCUGUGAUACUGAAUUCUGCUCAGUAUGCAAUUCCAACUGGCACCCAGGACAAGGGUGCCAAGAAAAUCUACCAAUUACUUUUCUCCCCGGGGAAUCCAGGUACAGCUAAAGCAGCUUCAUCAUUGCAAGAAGUCAGUUUAAGUAGGAAUGUAAUCUUCAAUGACUUAUUGCAGCCAACUGCCCAUCUAGUUUGCCAGUAUCCUAUUUAAGUCACAAACAUUUUUUUAUUCCCUUAUUCUACUGAAUUUGUGUAUACCACUCUCAUUGGUUGACUAAUGCAUACAUCGCUAUCCAUUUCUGUAAAAUGUAAUUUCCUGACAUAACGUUCCCAUCUCCCACUAUUCACCAUUCUAGUUAUGUCCUUGAGUUCAAUCUACAUUUCAUCUUCUAAAGAAUGCGUCACCGUCUUCAGUAAACCAUAGCACAACUAUCCCUUUUCUAUUCCAGAGGAAUGUGCAUAUUGGUACAUGCUAUAUUUUCAGUAUUUAUAUUAGUAUACAGUCUUUUUAUUAUUCAAAUAGACCUUAUCUGAAUGUACUUUAGUGUAUUUAUAUAUUUUAGGAAAACAUAGAAACAUAGAAUGUGACGGCAGAUAAGAACCAUUCGGCCCAUCUAGUCUGCCCACUUUUUUAAAAACUUUAAUUAGUCCCUAGCCUUAUCUUAUAGUUAGGAUAGCCUUAUGCUUAUCCCACGCAUGCUUAAACUCCUUCACUGUGUUAACCUCUACCACUUCAGCUGGAAGGCUUUUUCAUACAUCCACUACCCUCUCAGUAAAGUAAUACUUCCUGAUAUUAUUUUUAAACCUUUGCCCCUCUAAUUUAAGACUAUGUCCUCUUGUUGUGGUAUUUUUCUUAUUUAUUUAUUUUCAUUUUUGCCAUUUAUAUAGCGCCAACAGAUUCCGUAGCGCUUUACAAUAUUAUGAGAGGGGGGAUUUAACUAUAAAUAGGGCAAUUACAAAAAACUUACAGGAACGAUAGGUUGAAGAGGACCCUGCUCAAAUGAGCUUACAGUCUAUAGGAGGUGGGGUAUAAAACACAUUAGGACAGGAAAUAGCAUAUAGAUAUGGUGGGAGUGAAGCAGAGCUGGAGGAGAGAGUAGAGUGCUGCCCUUUAGGAGAGGUACUUGAGGUAGAGGCUACUCAUAAGCUUUCCUAAAAAGAUGGGUUUUAAGGCACUUCUUAAACAAUUGAAGACUAGGGGAGAGUCUGAUGGCGGUAGGCAGGCUAUUCCAUAGGAAGGGAGCUGCACGUGAGACGUCCUGCAAGUCCUGAGUUGUCCGUACAGGUGCGAGCAACGGACAGGAAAAGGUCACGGGCAGAGCGGAGAGACAGAGAAAGAGUGUAAAUAUGGAUCUGUGAUGAGAGAUUAGAGGGGCUAGAAUUGUUCAAUGAAUUAAAGGUAUUGGUUAGCACUUUAAUUGACUCCUAUAGGAUACAGGAAGCCAAUGUAAGGGCUGACAGAGGAGUGAGGGGUGAGGUGUAAGAGGACCGACUAGAGAGGAAAAUCAGUCUGGCGGCAGUAUUCAUUACAGACUGUAGUGGGGCAAUACGGCUUUUGGGAAGACCAAUGAGGAGAGGGUUACAAUAAUCCAUGCGGGAAAUUACUACAGCAUGGACAAGCUCCUUGGUAGCAUCUUGCAUAAGAAAGGGGCGGAUGCGGGCUAUGUUUUUAAGGUAGAAUCUACAGGAUUUGUCAACAUACUGGAUGUGAGGCUCAAAGGUGAGGCAAGAAUCAAGUAUGACACCAAGACAGCCCGCUUGCAAGGACGGACUUAUGUGGAUACCACUAACUUGAAGGGAGAGCGAAAGAGGAGGAUCGGUAUUAGGAGGAGGAAAGACAAUGAGCUCAGUUUUAGAGAGAUUGAGUUUCAGAAAGCGGGAGAACAUCCAGUCAGAGAUGGAAGAAAGGCCAGCAGUGACACGUUGGAGUACAGCAGGGGAGAUGUCCAGCGAGGAGAGAUAUAUCUAGGUGUCAUCAGCGUAAAGGUGGUAGUGGAAUCCAAAUGAGGUAAUAAGUUUGCCAAGAGAGGCAUUAUAAAGAGAAAAUAGAAGGGGACCAAGGACAGAACCUUGGGGGACUCCAACCAAGAAAGGACGAGGGGAGGAGGUAUCAUUAGAAAAGGAUACACUGAAUGAGCGUUGGGGGAGAUAAGAGGAAAACCAUGAGAGGACAGAGUCACAGAGACUUCUCCUUUACUGUGUUGAUUCCCUUUAUGUAUAUAAAUGUUUCUAUCAUAUCCCCCUGUCUCGUCUUUCCUCCAAGCUAUACAUGUUAAGAUACUUUAACCUUUCCUUGUAAGUUUCAUCCUGCAAUCCAUGAACCAGUUUAGUAGCCCUUCUCUGAACUCUCUCUAAAGUAUCAAUAUCCUUCUGGAGAUACGAUCUCUCGAGUACUGCGUACAAUACUCCAACUAUAUACUAUAUACUGAUAUAUGUUCAUCCAGUGUUCUGUACAAUGGCAUGAGUACUUCUCUCUUUCUGCUGCUAAUACUUCUCCCUAUACAACCAGACAUUCUGCUAGCAUUUCCUGCUGCUCUUUUACAUUGCCUUCCUCCCUUUAAGUCAUCUGAAAUAAUUACCCCUAAAUCCUUGUCUUCAGAUGUUGAGGUUAGGACGCUAUCAAAUACGUCAAGGAUGCAUUAGCUACAGAAGUGCACAUGACAUUGUAAUUUUGGUUUACAUAGGAUCUUUAGAAUGCAAUAUGCCCUACAUCCUAUAUUACUAUACUGUUUUAAUACACCAAGCUGUUGUUUUUGAUUUUUUGAUUCUUUUGUCACAUUGUGUGAUUUAUUUACAGCUCUGUUUAUAAAGCUGUUGACAAUGAUGUACCGAUUAAACGCUGCCCAAAGUGUAAGGUGUAUAUAGAACGCGACGAAGGUUGUGCACAGAUGAUGUGCAAGAAUUGCAAGCAUGCCUUCUGCUGGUACUGUCUGGAAUCUCUCGAUGUGAGUAUGCAAUAAAGAACACAGAUUAUAUUCUAAAUAAUGUCUGAAUUAGUUAGUAAUUUCUAUUAUUAUAAAUCAAGUUAGAAAGUGAAGACUCUUCAUUUUGCUUCAUCAAAGGCACACAACAUAUAGAACUUUGCAAAUUCCAAGUCAAUGGUCUUUUUUACCUCACCCUCCAUUUUCAUAUUUGGGAUGGCAUCAAGACUGAUAUUUCAGGCGCACUUUAUAAAUUGACUAAUUUAUGCCAAUUUGAACUGACCCUAAUAGCCCCAUCGAUGUUGGCUGACUAAUACAUAAUGAAACUUAAUAGUUAAUUUGAAAGAGGUUGAGGGUUUGUUGGCUCUUACCUUUGUGUUAAAGGCUGUGCUUAGGAUGUGCACUUCCAGAGUUAUAAUCGUCAAAUUGUGUUUAUCACUUUUGCCAACCUCACACUCAGGCUCAUUAUAACCAAGGGGGAGAUAGAUCUCAGAGAGAUAGUGGAGGGAGGUAGAUUGGGAAUGUAUUUGAGAGGUCCCCUCAGAGGGCCUCUAUUUCAAUUUUUUGCAAGAACAAUAUUUUAAAAUCAAGCAUAGAUGGAAAGCUGCCCUAGUUAAAUUGUAUCAUAUGGUAAAGACAACUACAGAUUUACUUUAAAAAAGAAAACAAAAAAACUGUGAUAAGUUGUGAUCUGUUGUACACGUGUCAUAGAGUUCCAACAUAUGGAACUCUAGUAAACUCUUAUUGAUGUGAGUUUUGAUAGAUCAGCACCUGUUUACCCCUGAACUUAUCUCUUAUACAAGCCUAUGGAAUGUCUUACUAAACAUGGAAUAAACACAAAUGAAGGGACUGAAUUCAUAUAAAAGCUAGAAGGGCGCUUGCUGAAAUAUGUUUCACAAAUUAUUUCCUAUCAACUUUUAAGUUAAAAGCUUAGGUGAGCAUCGAAAUGCAAAAUGGAUAUGCACACUACCUUAGAACAUGAUAGGAUUAAAUCCUUUUUUUUUCUGGCUGGACCUCAUGGAGAGAUUAUUCAAAAUAAAAAUGUUUCCAACAGUUUCUGCCAAGCCCUGACACACAGCUCCUCUCUCUUUCUCCUUUUCUCUCUCUGUUCUCUACUUGAUUCCUUUUCUCUAACUCUUUUUCUUUCUUCAUUACACCCACUCACUGUCUGAGUUGGUUGUUUGCUUUUGUUUAAAAAAUUAUAUGGUAUUCAGUACUCCAUUGUGUUACAUUUGAAUUGUCUAUUGGUCGCAUUAAAAUAAAGAAUUGGAAAAAAAUGUUCAGUGUUCAAGGUGCAGUUACAUAACAUGAAGAAUUCAGAAUUUUUAAAACUGUCUGGAAGCAUUGAGCUGCCAUCAGAAAAAUCAUGAAAGGGACACUUUAGGCAUUAGAACUGCUGCAGCUUAAUGUAGUGGUUCUUCAGCAAAGAGACUGCCUCUACGCACUGAGCAAUGCAAAAUUGCCUUUUCUAAAAAUAAAUAAAUAAAUAAAGGCAGUGUUUACAUUGCUGCCUAAGGCUAUCUCUAGUCACUGUAAGCUGUAACUUGGACAGCGGCUAGUUACAGAUUACAGAUUGGAGGACCGAUGUGGAGAUGCGGAACGCUCCCCUUAGAGAUGCAUUGAGCUAAUGCACGCAGUGCCGCUAGUUACAGCAUACAUGCACUAGCCUCCCAACGCUUCCCUAAGGGAGAGAUCAUCAGUACUGAUAAAAACUGCAUGCCACAGGUAUAAAGUAAAUGUAUUUAUUUACUCAUUUCUGUGUGAGGGUGUACUAAUCGAAAUAGUUAUAAUAACAUUCUAGCAUUAAGAAUGCAUGUUUUUAUUCUUACACUAUAGUGUCCUUUAAAGCGAUGCUUCAAGGACUGUAAGCAUUUACUAUCUGUGCAUAUGUUAGUUCAGGCAGACUUUACCAAGCCUAAUUCAGCAACGUACAAAAGUGGGCAAGGACAUCAUACGUCGAGCAGAAACAUCAAAUGGCAACCUCCCAAAAUCAAUAUAGACAUUAGGAUAUUUUAAUUUUAUAUAAUAAAAUCUAUAAUCAUUUGACUGUUCAUCGGUCAUCAUUGCACAGGGUAAAUGCAUAAUGAGCCUGGAAUAUACAUGCUGGUUCUAAUGGUGAUUGCUCUAAUUUUAGUACUUUGACCAAAUUCGAAAUGUGACAUGUUGAUAUAUCUCCCCUUAUGGAUAUGUUUGGUAAGUUUGUAUAAAUAAGCUCUAAUUGAGUGAUAUAUGUUCAUCCAGCAAUGAGUAUUUACUGAAGUAGUGAAACAUGAGCAUAAGAUGGAGAGAGAAUGAAGAAAGAGGUAGAGAAGAUAGAGAAAAAAAGAAAUUAGUGAAAAAAGGAGAAAAUGGGGCAAGGGAAAAAAGGGGGUGAGGUGAGGCAGUUUAAAUGUGAGACUCAUACCAUUCAUGGACUAUGUCCGAGGAAGUCCAAGUGUGUGGCUCAUACCAUUCAUGGACUAUGUCUGAGAAAGUCCAAGUGUGUGGCUCAUACCAUUCAUGGACUGUGUCUGAGGAAGUCCAAGUGUGUGGCUCAUACCAUUCAUGGACUAUGUCUGAGGAAGUCCAAGUGUGUGGCUCAUACCAUUCAUGGACUAUGUCUGAGAAAGUCCAAGUGUGUGGCUCAUACCAUGAGGAAGUCCAAGUGUGUGGACUGGUGUCUGAGGAAGUCCAAGUUUGUGGCUCAUACCAUUCACAGUCUAUGUAAUAUAUUGCAGUUAAAACGAAACCGUACUGAUUAAUAGUCAUACUUUAAAGCAUCAGGGGAGGUAAAGAGCUUCAUGUAUCUUGGCUCUUGUAGAACCAAUGGGCCAUAUAUGUUUUUUUGACAUCAAGUUCUCGAUUAGCGGAUACCUCUGUACAUUCUAUAACUGUAAUGAUUUCCAAAAAGGUUGACAUAGUUUUGAAGUUGUUUUAUCAUUUCUCUCAAGUUACUAAAUCAUGCACUUUAUACUUAUUAGGUUUACUCAAGGCAACAUUUAUCUUUUCUUUAAACAGGAUGACUUUCUGCUUAUACACUACGAUAAAGGACCAUGCCGAAAUAAACUGGGCCAUUCCAGAGCAUCAGUUAUAUGGCACAGAACACAGGUUAGUAAAAGAUUUGUAUUGCUUUAAGAGGACCUCAUUAAGCUUUAAUGUACUUGUAUCGGAUCUCCCCACUGCAUUGUAUGUGCUGAAUCCUUCCAGCCACAGGUUUGAAGUCAGUGGUUUGCUUUACAAUGCACAUUUUCCUGACACAGAAUAAUCAUGAUGGUCCACAUGACUCGAUUCCCACUUACAACAUUAUGACCAGUUGCCCUCCGAGGCGUGGAGCACAGCGUUCCAAUUAGUGCCCAGAUUUCAAAUUGAACUGUAAGAGGAGAUAACGUCCAAACUGAAUUUACUUUAAUAAAAUCUAAAAUAGGUUUAACUGCAAACUAGACAAAUAAAAAAAGAAAGAGAUGACUUAUUAUACUUGCUCUGAGAAAAGUAAAAACUAAAACCAAAGUAAAUACAUUUUAGAUUGACUUUCUGUGACCUGUAAGCCGUUUAGUAUAAUUGUCACUAUUCACCCAUCAUGUAACCUCCAUUAUGUCCAAUUUUCUUCAGCUGUUUUUUGACUCAUUUUGGGCAAGGCCUCUCUGAUUUCCUCUGAAAAGGGCCUAAUUAAAGAGUCAUUGUCAGUUUUUCAAUACUUAAACUGAUUUGUUGCGAGAUUGCAUGUAUUAUCUUUAGAUGAAUGCAUUCCUGAUUGAUUAUUCUUCUGUCAGAUGAACUAUGCUACCUGCAAGUUUAACCAAAGGGUUUAAAAAAUAUAAAAAAUAAUAGUGUAAUAUUAACCUGAAACAUAGGUAUGUAGCAGAUACAUGUAGGAUAAAAGCACAAUUUUUGGUAUAGUUUGCUGUUCAAUAUAUAACAUUUAAAUUAUGUACAUAUAUCUGGUUUUCUUUUUUCAUUUCUUUUUUUUUACCUUCUACAAAAAUAUUGUGGGAUGAAAAGGCACUAUCUAUCUAUUGAUCUAUCGAUCUGUCUCUCUGUCUGUCUAUCUAUCUAUCAUCUAUCUAUCUAUCUAUUUCUAUCGAUCUAUCUAUGUGUCUGUCUGUCUAUCUAUCUAUCUAUCUAUCUCUAUCUGUCUGUCUGUCUGUGUGUCUGUCUAUCUAUCUAUCUACCUAUCAUCUAUCUAACUAUCUGUCUAUUGAUCUAUCGAUCUGUCUGUCUGUCUAUCUAUCAUCUAUCUAUCUAUUUCUAUCGAUCUAUCUAUGUGUCUGUCUAUCUAUCUAUCUAUCAUCUAUCUAUCUCUAUCUGUCUGUCUGACUGUCUAUCUGUCUGUCUGUGUGUAUGUCUAUCUAUCUACCGAUCAUCUAUCUAUCUAUCUAUCCAUCUAUCUCUAUCGAUCUAUCUAUCUCUAGCGAUCUAUCUAUGUGUCUGUUUGUCUGUCCUUCUGUCUGUCUCUCUAGCUGUCUGUCUAUCGAUCUGUAUAGCUCUCUAUUUAACUGUCUGUCUAGCUGUCUAUUUAACUGUCUAUUGAACAGUCCAUCUAUUUAGCUAUCAAUGGAACAGUCUAUCUAUUUAGCUAUCUAUCGAACAUCUAUCGAAGCGUCUUAUCUAUUUAGGUAUCUAUCAAACCUAGGAUAACCUAAAAAUACUUGCAGUGGUGUCAUAUGGAGUGGUCAAUGUUUAAUUUGGUAGGAAAUUAUGUUAGAAAUGUAUAACACUGGAGUGACCGUAUAUAUUUGUUCUCUUCUCUUGCAGGUUGUAGGUAUAUUUGCAGGAUUCGGCCUAUUGCUUUUGGUGGCAUCGCCAUUUCUUUUACUGGCAACCCCGUUUGUUUUGUGUUGCAAAUGUAAAUGCAGUAAGGGAGAUGAUGACCCUUUACCAACUUAAUUCUAAAUCAGAUAAUUUUACGAGUUAGAGCACCUUUCAUAAAUACUGCUGAUGGCUAUGCUAUAUACUGUAUCAUAGCCCUGCUAUUCUCAUCCAGCUUUCAGAGACAUACACAGUGCCAUUUUUUGUAAAACAUAUUGUUUGUGUAGUGGCUGAUAUCCUUCCGGGAUCGCUGUGAAUACGUUCAACAGAAGUCUUUGAGGGGUUAACAAACUCAAAUCCUUGAAGAAAGCUAAAGGCGAAGUUGUUAAAAAAAAAAAAAAAAAAAGACUUAUUUUAAGUAAUACAUUGUGACAUUUUCUAAAACUGUUUACUAUUGAUUUUUUUCUAAUUUUUUUUUUUAAUUUACAUUCCUGUUGUGUUUUAUUUUUUAUUUUGUCAUUUUUUGCUUUUUUAAAUGUGGUUGGAAAGUGUUACACAUGUUUCUUGCAUACAUUGUACAGUAAUAGGUAUGGUUUGAAAAAUGUAUUGUACUAUGUCCUUGAAUCCUUCUAAUGCACUGCCAUCUAGUGGUACAUGAAUGUGGUUCAUGGAACGCAUGAAAAUAUUUUGUAUUCAAUGUUAAGAGAUGCUUCUGUUUUAGAAAAAGAAAAACAGAUGUCCCAUUCUCUCCUUAUGAAAUGGUCCCAUUGAUAGCACAGUUUAUAUUGAUACUCAAAAGGGCUGCCUGUUUUAUAAAAAAAAAAAAAAAACAAACAAAAAAAAUCUUUUUGGACCAAAUAUGUAAAUAAAUGCAUGACAAUUUUCUAAGAAAUUAUCUCAUGACAACCCUGAUAUAUAUGUCAGUUUUCCAUCAGUGCACUAAUUACUAAAACACUUUUGGAAAUUUAUUGAGUGGUAGCGUAGAAAUGAAAUGCAUUUUGAAAGGGCACUGAUACCUACAUUUUAAUAGCACUUGUUUAACAUAUCACACAUACCACAAGUAGGCAAACUCUUACAUACAUCUUAAUGUUAUAGGCCUUGUCUGUUUGCCUAUUGUUGAUUUGUUUAGUGAUCAGCUUUUUGUGCUUUUCAGCAAUCAUAAAACAUACAGAGUUAAAAUCACAGUCAAAAACUAGAAAAUAAAUGCAUAGAUAUAACUCCAGACUCCCAUAAAAUGCUGACCUCCUGGAGAAAUAAAAGUCAAAAUAUGCAAGUUCCACAAUUUCAACAUAUCGACUUGGACUUCUGUAAAAGACCUGUUUAAUAGAAAGUUGACAUAUGUUUAAGCAUCACUGCAAUUUUCAACAAAGCAAGGUUCGUGCGAGUGCUGAAGGGAGUAGGUUAUCGACUGAUGGGUCAAAUAUUUUCUGUAAUAUCCCUAAGUCCCUUAUUCUGCUUCCUGUUUCAUUCCAGUUGUAAAGCUGAUACACAGCAGAUGAUAUUGCCGGUUGCAUUCCAUCAUUGACAUUUUUUUGUAUGCAUAAAUGCACAUAUUUUUAGUGACCUAUCCUGUGGUUUCUUAUGAUACAGAGUAGAACUGUCUUGCAAAAGGUAACGUGUUCCUCAAAUGAUGUUUAGAACUUGUUGAAUAAUUAAUGCCUGUAAGCUGUCUCUAUUUUAUUAUUUACGUGUGUGUGUAUGGUAUUGGAAACAAUCCUCUGAUGAAAGUUAGGUUUUAAGAUUAUUUUAUAUGACCAUUUUAUAACCCAUUGUGUUAUUUUUAAUUUACAUGUUACAUAAGUUGAUAUUUUAAAAAUAAUAUGUACGAUUCUAUAGUAUGCACCUUUGAUUAUGUUGUGUGCCUUUUUAACGUAUCUUGCUAACAGAGAUAGAAAAAGUUACAAUUAUCACUUUUAUAUGUUACCUUUGUUAACUAUGGGAGACUUAAAGGGGGACUAUCACCUCCCAGAAUUUGUAAUAUGAUACAUUUUUAUGCCACAUGUUAAGCAAAAAUAUAUUAGUGAGGUGUGAAAAAUAAAAUUAAAUGUAGAAAUUCCCAGAUUUUACUAUUAACAUGACGUAAAGUCAUGAUUUUAUUAAAGACACGGAGGCGAGUAUUAUGCAUAUCUCUUUCUUUAUUACUCUCAGCAGCAAAGAAAUAGAGAUAAAUAAAUAACUGAAAGAACAAAAAAAAUACAGUGUUCAAGUAACCAAUCACAUAACAGAGGAAGUGACUAUAAAAUACUUGAAGCACCCACAAUCCCCCUCUUUCUUGCGGAUAACGAAGACCAAAUACAGAACAUCCAACUUCGGCUAACGUAGCCAACCGCAGCUCCAAUAUGGCAAAUCACGAAGAAUUCAGGCUAAAGGAGACACAGAAAAAGAA
Messenger RNA from Pelobates cultripes (western spadefoot toad), 37484 nucleotides. Lineage: Eukaryota; Metazoa; Chordata; Amphibia; Anura; Pelobatidae. The record is from the annotation of a GenBank genome assembly.